UGUUGCAUGCUGAGGCGCAUUUGAACCGCCCAAGUUACUGUCACUCACAUUUACGGUGCAGACAGUAAGCUUCCUCCAAAGAUAAAGAAGGCCAAGUUACGAAGAUGUGGGAAACCACAGAGAUUAACCUCCAGUCUGCCGUACACUUCUGCGAAGCAGUGAUUGGGCUUCCGAAAGAGGUUAAUGAAGGGAACACAAAAUCCGAAUAGAAAGGUGCAUCGUUGCAGAAUGAGAUUUGCUGGAACUCCCGCACGCGGUAAAUAUAAGAUUCGGUAUUGACUCAUCCUGUCAUCUAGAGCUAGAAGAGGAAUGUAGUACUGAUGCCAGAUUAUUAUUUCAACUUGAAACUGCGAUGCGUCCAGUCGAGCAGUUGCAGCAAUCGAAGUGCAUGCCGUAAUGUUUAGCAGAACAGUGCUCCCAGAUAACACAUACUUGUACACCUGGCAAUGCGCUCACCUAACAAGCGACUUUCGGCCAGUGCAGUUUCAAGACGGACAGCUCUGAGCGGUGAGACGAGGGUAUUACAUCACGACCAGAGAGUAGAUGGAGUUGGCGUUGCUGCAGAAUUGCAUGGCUUUCAAGUUGACUGGCACUGGAGUUUCUGCAAAGCUGGAAGCGGCCUUUUCAUUGUUGGUACUUAUCCUGCAUUGACCAUAAGUCGCUCCUACCCAGAAGGUCGGACAGGCGCUACAACCCUCACAGUCUUGGACAAACCCCGCGUCAGAAGGGUCGUCCUUCGCGUGCUAUGGUGGUUCUGUGCUCUCCUUGAAAGCGACCGAAAUAUCCGAAGGAACUGCUCAGUGAGGAAAGAUAUCAGGAUGGCUGGAGCAAUGACAGAGGAAGAAAAAGAAGAGAGGGAAGAAUUAGAAGAAGCACAGACACCAAAGGAAAAUGGAGCCCAUGGGCCAGCUGUUGCAGUACCAGAAACCAAACUGGGUAAGCGCAAAGGUCGCUGUAAGUGGUUCAAUGUCGCGAAGGGAUGGGGUUUCAUCACCCCUGAUGAUGGUGGCCAGGAUGUCUUUGUGCAUCAAAGUGUGAUUCAGAUGUCAGGGUUCCGAAGUCUUGGUGAUGAUGAGGAGGUGGAAUUUGAGUGCAAAGUGUCUGACAAAGGCCUGGAGGCUACAUCUGUGACUGGUCCUGAAGGAGCAGAUUGCAGUGGUUCUCAUCGACGGCCUGUGUCAAAAAAACGCUUCAGGAGGAUUAGGUGCUAUAAUUGUGGUGAAUUUGCAAACCAUAUUGCUGCAAAAUGUACAAUGGGUCCACAACCAAAACGGUGCCAUCACUGUAAAUCUCAGGAUCAUCUAAUCGCAGAUUGCCCAGCGCGUUCAGAUCGCAACAAGAAGUCAGUGGCAUCGUUCAGUGGAGAAAUGGAACUAGAAUCUCAGGAACAGGUAUCAGGAGAGGUGUUACCACAUGUAACAGAAGCAGGUGAGUAGAAAUGGCCAAUUCCUAGCAAGUCCCAGGACCAGCACCAAGCCACAUGCCAACAGUAAGAAGCAGCAGCAGCAGUAGCAGUGAGGGCUGCAGUAUGAAGUUCCAGUUCACUGUAACAGAUGGCGUUAUUUAUGAUCACUGACUUUGCCAUCUACUACCAUCAUUGAGAAGCCAAAGGUGGAUUGUAGUUUCCAAAUUAUGCUGUUGCACAUGUAAUUUUACAACUAUGCAGAUAACAAAUGAACUACAUACUGCAAGAACAGUUUUUAAAUGUAAAUUAAAAUUAUAUUACCUUUGGUGUUUAUUACAGCAAUAAAACACGAUGCAUAUCACUACUUCCAGUAAAACCUGUUACCUUAAUGAAGUACACUGAUAAUUAUCUGUUAAGAAUAUUAUGAUAUUUGUUAGUAUUUUGAUUGCAAUGUCAUUGACAUCAGUUGUUUGAAUGAAACCUUUUGUUUUAAGUAUGAUUCUUGAACAUGUCCUGAAAUUGUUCAUAUCAAUACAUUUUAAAGCUAAGCACUGAGAGGAUCACAGUGUUUUUGUGAUGGAAGUAGUGAUAUGAAAACUACUGUGUAUUGGAGGUAAAAUGCAAUUACAACAUACUUUGGUGGAAGUUUAAGAAGUGCAAUUUUAUGGAGAAAAAUAUUACAACCUCAAUAAGUUAUUUUGUAGUAACAAAGAAGGAGGAAAAAUUAUGAUGCUGCAAUACUACAAUAUCCUAUGGCAUUAGAAGUGCCAUUAAUACGAACUUAGAGUGAACUAUGGUGCUGUGAAUUGGAUGGUGGCCUGUCUCCACUGUUUUAAAAUGGGGACCUGUGUCACACUAAUAAUAAUAUUGUCAACAGUGGUCCUGAAGGUACAAUUGGUUAAUCUCUUGACUAUACAAUAGAUAAUAUCAAAUGAACACAAGCUUUACUGGUAAUUUGCAAAGGACAUAUUCUUGUUAACCACAUACUGCCUUUUUUCAUUUUCUGCAAGGAGAUAUUUUAAAAACAAAUGAAAAUAAAUAUUCUUGUCCUCCUCCAUCCCACUUUCUUGUUCUUGAGAAAGGCCCUAUUAAACAACUGAUCAGUGGGUAAAUACAAUGUGAUAUAUAAUUUUAUGCAUUCCUUAGUUCAAAUAUAAAUCCUGACACUCAUAUACAGAGAAGGAGUUCCUGGACCCCUUUGGAGAAUAAUUUCAGUUACCUGUAUAUAAUGUAACUAAUAUGGUUCCCUUCAGAAAAAAAGGAGGCUUAUCAUUCUGUUUCUACUUCUUAACACACUUUCAGCAUACUGCAAUAAUUAAUCACUUCUUUUAGUUUCAUAAAAACCUUUCCCCUGCAAUACUCUGUCUUUGUCUUUGUCACCUUAUGCAGCACGUAUUUUGACUUGAGUUGUCAUGUCUCACAUAUGCAUUUGUAAUUUUCAGUGUGCGUCCAUUCCUAACAUAAAUGGCUGUAGUUCAUUACAACCCCAAGUUACAGCACAAAGAUAGUUUUAUUUAGAAGCCGAGCACUUAGAUGUUUCAGCUCUCAAAAGAAUUAAGGCUAUGUAUUUCACUCAUUCACUCAUGAAGCUGAGUCCUUUUUGAGAAGCUGUCAAUUGUGCAGCUGAAC
Molecule: messenger RNA, 3034 nt
Organism: Cryptotermes secundus
Lineage: Eukaryota; Metazoa; Arthropoda; Insecta; Blattodea; Kalotermitidae
Gene: lin-28
Product: protein lin-28 homolog
Exons: 8
Coding region: 447-1436 (329 amino acids)
Molecular function (GO): nucleic acid binding; zinc ion binding
Source: RefSeq, a predicted model, not a curated record